This is a messenger RNA of Colletotrichum spaethianum, 906 nucleotides long. RefSeq lists its product as uncharacterized. NCBI's taxonomy places the organism in Eukaryota, Fungi, Ascomycota, Sordariomycetes, Glomerellales, Glomerellaceae. The transcript has a single exon. The record is from RefSeq and is a predicted model, not a curated record. Bases 1 to 906 code for a protein of 301 amino acids.
AUGCCCAGCCUCGAAUCAAUCAAACUCAGCAUGGACGACGACGAGAAGCGGUUCCCGGAUAUUCGCGUACGCCACCGUAAUGAAGUCGCCCAAGCCAUUAAGGAGCUGUCAUUACCAGCAUUGACUAAGGCCGACUUUGAUUUCUUUCUCCGAAGGCAGAGAAAUGAAAGAGCUCAGCCACCUGUCCUGCACGAGACAGACGUACCAGACCCGCUCAGCUCUGCGAUUUGUGAAUUCUCGCAGAAUCUCGUAAAUCUUAAGGUCACGGGCGUCUUCGAUGAUUCUCUUCUCCGUCCCCUCAAACAUCUAAGUACAACCUCUUGGCCAAAUCUCAGGUUUCUCGACAUCAACUUAUUCACCGCGACACCGUCGGGUGGCUGGUACUUCACCAAACGUGAUGAUGUCCCCACACAACCAUUGUACACGUAUUGGCCACAAAACAAUAACGCCCACUCGGACCUCCAUAUGGAAGAAUUCAGUUUCCUUGAGGAGGCAAGCUACGCAUUCCUAAAUCCGGUUCACGUCUUCAGAGGCAAAGCAGACGACGCCGCACUCACACCGUUUGUUGAAGUCUACGCGGACGCACUCUCAACGAUGCCCAAGCUCACAUCAGCUGCGUUCAACUUCCAGCUCGAAGACCACGUCGACGGUGAGCCCGGCUGGUUUUGUAUAGCAUACUUCGCACCAUGCAAGAGUGCCCAGAAACAUCCGCCGAGGUUGAUUUGUCCGAACUGCAACCGCGGCGUGACACGCCAGCUGGUGACGUUGUUACUGGGGUGGGAGCCGAAUGAGCAGCUAGCGGCCAAGUUGCGAAGCAUAGGAAACGAGUUUCGAGCGGAACCCAUGGUGGAAAAGACCAUGGCUGAGUUCAUGGAGUAUCACGAAGUGGACAUCGGAACAGAUUGA